This is a messenger RNA of Drosophila eugracilis, 729 nucleotides long. RefSeq lists its product as uncharacterized. Lineage: Eukaryota; Metazoa; Arthropoda; Insecta; Diptera; Drosophilidae. The record is from RefSeq and is a predicted model, not a curated record. The transcript has 5 exons. Bases 1 to 729 code for a protein of 242 amino acids.
AUGGCUAAAUUUAGCUCAGUUUUUGUGGAGAUAUCAACCAUAGAAGAUGAAUGGAAAGCUACAUUUUCUCGUCGCUUUCCUGGUGAAUGUACAUUUGAUCGGAGAGGUAAAAAUUCAUGUUACUUAUCGACAAUCAAAUACGAAAAAUCAUCCCAGCGAGCUGUUUUUGUACAGGUCCAUUCUCUAGUCGAAUUUACCAACAUCAAAUGUGAAGUAGUGGACCCCGAGUUCUGCAAUUUCGAAUAUUGCUAUCUGAAGUCGGUGAACCGGACCUACAAAUAUUGUACGCUUAAAGUGAAUCUCCUUAAAAUCCCGGUAACCAAAAUUAAGGUUAACGCUGGCAUUUAUAAGUUCGCCAAUGGCCAUAAGUCCUAUCUUUACAAUUUUACUGUUGAUGCCUGCAAGUUCCUAAGAAAUCCAACCUCAAAUCCACUUGCUGGCUACAUCUAUGACUACUUUAAGGAUAAUUCUAACAUGAACCACACUUGCCCUUACGACCAUGACCUUGAGGUGGAUAAAAUAACAACUCAGUUUUUUAAUCACCGAAUGACUAAUGUUGUGCCUUUUGCGGAGGGAAAGUACUUGUUUCAAAUGAACUGGAUAGCCUAUGACAUUAUGCGAGCUGUGUUUAAGGUUCAUUUCCUAGUUGAGUUCACGAACUCCAAAAUCGAGUCAAUAGAUACUAAUUUCAGCGGUUUUGAGUAUUGCCUUCUGAAAUCGGUCAACUAG